Messenger RNA from Pyrenophora tritici-repentis Pt-1C-BFP, 1557 nucleotides. RefSeq names its product PutA, NAD-dependent aldehyde dehydrogenase. Gene Ontology annotation, molecular function: aldehyde dehydrogenase (NAD+) activity. Gene Ontology annotation, cellular component: cytoplasm. NCBI's taxonomy places the organism in Eukaryota, Fungi, Ascomycota, Dothideomycetes, Pleosporales, Pleosporaceae. Gene Ontology annotation, biological process: aldehyde metabolic process. The record is from RefSeq and is a predicted model, not a curated record.
AUGGCAGAACUCACCUUUCAACACACGCCCAUGGACGACAUCGCGCCAACAUGCGCAAAGGUACGAGCUACGUUUCUUUCCCAUAAGACUAGGCCAUUGGAAUUCCGCAUUCAGCAAUUGCGUAAGCUCUACUGGGGGUUCAAAGACAAUGCAGAGCUUAUCAAGGACGCGUGCAAGCGCGACUUGGGUAAGUCGGAGUAUGAGACGUAUCUGACGGAGACGUCUUGGUGCAUGAACGACUGCAUCUGGAUGGCAAACAACGUCCACAGGUUCGCCAAGGACGAGAAGGCGACAGAUAUCCCAUGGACCAACAUGCCCCUACGCCCGCAUAUCAAGAAAGACCCAUUGGGUACCGCGCUCAUUAUUGGUGCAUACAACUUUCCCGUCCAACUCACUCUCGGACCUCUCAUCGGUGCCAUCGCAGCAGGAUGCACUGCCGUUGUCAAGCCCUCGGAAUCCGCGCCCCAUGCCGCCGCCGUCAUCGAGAAGAUUGUGCGCGAAUCGCUCGACCCGGACUGCUACGCAUGCAUCCAGGGUGCCGUACCUGAGACGACCGCUCUUCUCGAUCAGAAGUGGGACAAGAUCUUCUAUACAGGCGGCGAGAUGGUUGCCAAGAUUAUUGCGAAGAAGGCAGCCGAGACGCUCACGCCCCUUACAUUGGAGUUGGGUGGAAAGAACCCCGCCAUUGUCACAAAGCAUGCGGAUCCGAAGCUCGCGGCAAGGAGGCUGUUGUGGGCCAAGACACUCAAUGCAGGCCAGGUCUGCCUCAGCCACAAUUGCACUUUUGUAGACCGCGAGAUCCUGCCGGCCUUCAUUGAUGAGAUGAAGAAGCAGCUCCAGGAAUUCUACCCGCAGGGUGCGCGCAACUCACCCGACUACGGUCGCAUUGUAAACCAGCGCCAGUUCCAGCGCAUAAAGAAGAUGUUGGAUGACAGCAACGGCAAGAUUGUCAUUGGCGGCACAAUGGACGAAGCCGACCUCUUCAUCGAACCCACCGUUGUGCAAAUUAGUGACGUCAAUGACAGCAUGGUCACUUCCGAAUCUUUCGGUCCUCUCCUACCCAUUUUACCCGUUGCCAACCUCGAUGAAGCCAUCAAGAUCGCCAACGAGAUCCACGACACACCCCUCGGAACCUAUGCCUUUGGUACCAAAGCCGAGAUGAACAAGAUCAUAGCCGAAACGCGUAGUGGUGGUGCCUCGCUCAAUGAUGGCUUCUUCCAUGGUUCUAUCCCCACUUUGCCUUUUGGCGGUGUAGGGACAAGUGGACAGGGAGCUUAUCGCGGUAAAGCCAGUUUUGACACUUUUACACAUCGCAGGAGUGUCACCACGACCCCUGCAUGGAUCGAGGGCCUCAUGGCUGUCAGAUAUCCCCCUUACACGGCCAAGAAGCAAAAGGAGUAUACAAAGAUGAACGACAUCAAGCCCAACUUUGACCGCCAGGGCCGCACGAUUGGGUGGGGGGCAUGGUUUAUUGGUUUGCUCGGUGUAAAGAGUUUGGCGGCUGUUGUUGCGGCAGUUGCGAUAAGGGUCUACCUGCAGCGAAAGGCAAAGUUGUAG